CGCAAUCACAUGGGCCAGCAUAUCCUGCGCGCCAUCAGUAACACUCCCGAGGAGGUCGUUUUGAAAGAACCGGUCGGCGACACACUUCCAUGUGGCUUUUGUGGAUGUUCCGGUCGACCAGAGUGCGCUAUCACUGUCACCGUGCCUGCCAAAGCCGCAACAACAUGGGACACGAAGUGCAUGUACCAGCACCAAUUCCGAUACGCAUCCGCCGAGACCGGUUCGAAGAAUACCCCAUGCCGCAACUUGCCACUUAAAUGUGAGCUUUGCCAUCCCAUUCUUCCUCCGGCACCCGGCAAGGCAACGAGAAAGACGGCAGUCAUCCCAGUGGGCACCGUUUGGCGCUACAAUAUGCACGAGCAUAUCUUCCGGGAGCAUGAGGAGUAUAUGAUACCGGGACAGAGAGAUGUUGGUUUACUGCUGCCCGCAAGUGUUUGGAAGGAGAUGAGGCUCACGGACCUGGAGCAGACUGCUUCGCGCAUCCCAAAG
Messenger RNA from Suillus plorans, 489 nucleotides. RefSeq lists its product as uncharacterized. The transcript is spliced from 2 exons. Lineage: Eukaryota; Fungi; Basidiomycota; Agaricomycetes; Boletales; Suillaceae. The annotation marks the transcript as partial. The record is from RefSeq and is a predicted model, not a curated record.